GUCAAGGGACUUUGAGGCACAAAACAGAUGGAUAAAAACUGAACUAAAAGGAACAGUGCACAGUAUUAUAUUUACAGUAGGGGCCGAUUUUAAUUUAUCUUGUAAUAAAUACUGUACAUAAAGUUUGGGAUCAUAUAGAGAGGACUAAAAAAAAAAGGGCUAGGUUGAUUCAGUACUAAGGCUUCCAUAUUUUAUUUUCAGAAAUAUAUAUAUAUAUUUUUGUAAUAAUAUUUUUUUGUCUUAUUAUACAAUUGGGAUCAUCUUUUUUUUCCUUAAUACUUUAGACUGCAACAUUUUUUUUUUUAUAUAAUGGACUGAUAUUUGAAGUUAGAAUUUGGGUUACCCGUUUACCUGGGGAUGAUGGAACUACCACAGAAUGAGGGAAACGUCAGCGUCUGGAAUGCAACUGAAGAGUCGUUGCUGUGGAGCUCAACGACGAGCGGCAGGGUUUUCAACUGUAGCUCCGUCACACACUCGCACUGCUCCACUCCCGAGAACAUCACCUCCCUGCUGACCAGAGAUGAAGACCUGGCUAAAGUGGAGAUAGCAGUACUGGCCGCUAUCUUAGCUGUGGCUACUACAGGCAACUUGGGGGUGGUCAUAGCCAUGUACAGGAUGAGACAGAAAAUGACAAGGAUGCACCUGUUCAUCCUGCACCUUGGGCUCACAGACCUGGUGGUGGCCCUCUUUCAGGUGUUGCCCCAGAUGAUAUGGGAGGUGACCUACAGGUUUCACGGCACCGAUUUCAUGUGCAGGACGGUCAAGUAUUUCCAAGUCUUGAGCAUGUUCGCCUCCACUUACAUGCUCAUCAUGAUGACUCUGGAUCGCUACAUUGCAGUGUGCCACCCUCUCAAGACCAUCCAGCAGCCUAACAAGCAGGCAUACCUGAUGAUCAGCACCACCUGGGUCAUCAGCUCCAUGUUGAGCAUCCCUCAGGUCUUUAUCUUCUCCCUCAAGGAAGUGGACCAGGGAUCAGGGGUCUAUGACUGCUGGGCGGACUUCAAGUUCAGCUGGGGGGUCCGUGCUUACAUCACUUGGACCACACUGUCCAUCUUUAUCAUCCCCGUGGCCAUCCUCAUCCUGUGCUACAGCCUGAUCUGCUAUGAGAUCUGCAAGAACCUCAGGUGCAAGACCCAGACCCAGAUGUCUUCGGCCAAGGGCGAUGGCUGCCAGAACGGGCUGGUGAUGACCUCCAGGGUGAGCAGCGUGAGGACCAUCUCCCGAGCCAAGAUCCGGACAGUCAAGAUGACCUUCGUCAUUGUCCUUGCCUACAUAGCCUGCUGGGCCCCCUUCUUUAGCGUCCAGAUGUGGUCCGUUUGGGAUGAAAACGCACCCAAAGAAGGCAAGUUCUAUUCUUCGGACUUCGCCUUCACCAUCACCAUGCUCCUGGCCAGCCUGAGCAGCUGUUGCAACCCCUGGAUCUACAUGUUCUUCAGCGGACCCCUGCUGCAGGACCUCACUAAGUACCUCUGCUGCAGGCGGCUCAAACCCAGCCUGAAAAGACAGGGCUCCACUGGAAGCCUUGGCAGCCGAAGAAACACAACUGUGACCAAAGCCAGCCACCGCAGCAUGAACAGCGACGGCAGAACCGGAGCAAAGAGGGGGAACUUUCUGCAGAACUUCAAAGAGUUCUACCCCCCCUAUGACGACACAGUCACCGAAUCCGGGGUGCUUUAAAACAGUGUGGCAUGAGAGAUCUUGAGCGACUGGCCACUAUAUGUGAAACAAAGCCACGAGAAUAUACAUUGGGUAUGUGAAGACAGCUGGGAACAGAUCAGUCUUUGUGGGGAAAUGCCACUGCUGUUUUUUGUAUAUUAUUUUUGAGCAGUGUGUAAAGUUUCAUCUCAUUUCACUCCACUGUGACCGGUGCCAAGUUCACCUCUGAUGGCAAUUGAUCAGUGCAUGAAGGUGGUCAUUUUCUCCUGUGUGUGGUCAUUACACCAGAUGCAUGAACAACAGGCUUUCUGUGUCUAGAGUUAACAUGGACACAAAUCAUGACCACAUAACUAAAUCUGCCCGUUAAAAUUUCAGUUUCUAGUGGUUUCCCAUGGUUUGUAUCCGUGAUUUUACGUUAAUUACGUUACUUAUAUUUAACAUUAAAUUCUAUGAAUAAAGCCAUGCAGAUAAAUAAAAUAAGGAAAUGUAUUAAUAAGUUAUAAAACAUUUCAUUUUAUAUACACCUUUUUUUAGCGGUUGCCUCUGACGAUGGUUCCAGUUGAAUUUGUAGCUGGACUGGGGUGUUUGCGCUUCAACCUGUGUCGCUUCAAAUUUUUCUUAUUCUUACUGUGAUUGGCUGCAAAGACAACAGGACUAGCCAGAGAUUGGACAAUGUUGGUUGGGUUGGUUUUUUUUGUGUACAGUUUCCUACAUUGUAUUCUGGGAGAUGUAGUUGUUAGUGGAAGUUUUAGGGGAAGUUUUUACGCAUUAAAUUCAACUUGAGUAUGUAUUUGGGAUUUUUUAAGGCGGAGGUAUGCAGCUUAUCUGGACCGCUGAAUACACUAUUCAUAUAAUUCUCUUAUGAUACCAGUAAACAGGAAAUCAUACAGGCAAAGCAUGGGGCAAGCUUAAAAUGGUGUCUAACAUGAAGCUGUUUUAAGAAAUCAUUGAGUCUAAUACAUUUAAUUAAAUAUGGAAUGAUUACCAGUAAUUUGAGGGAGGCCCAACAAAUGACAAUGGAUUCAAGAUAUACUAAAAGAAUAGAGCUUUGAAUAGAGGAAACAAUCAAUGCAAGUCUAAAACAGCGAAACUAAUAUUCAGGUCAGGUGCUUGGUGACAGCUUUGAUUAGCUAUUCAACAGGGCCAACAUAUCAACAUUGACAGUUCUGUCACAAAUAUCAACCGUAUUCAGAAUCUACUAUGUGUGAAAAAUGCAGUAGGGCUUGGGUAUGCCUGCAUGCAGUAACCCUCCACAAUAUAGCUCAGGACCCCACUCAGGGUAAUAGAGUUGCCUCACAGGGUAAUGAAAGUUGCUCUUUUGCAAUCACAGGACCACGUGCAAAACGAAAACCAAACUGCUUAUGUUACAGAACUAGCAAGAAGGGGCGUGCCUGAGAUCUCAAAUUAACCUCCAAGUUUGUUUUUUUUAAUUGUAUUUAUUUUGGGGGAAAAAUAAACGGGGUUAACGUUGCUUUGUGAAUAUGGCUGAUAAGAAACUCAGCUUGUCCAAGUUUGCUUUGCUUCUGUAUCACAGUGGAAAGACUCCUAUUGCUGAGCAGUUUCCCCCAUUCCAGGUUUUGAUACAAGCUUGAUCAGCCCCAGUGUACAGCUAACAAGCUCAGGUGUGUAUGAUUAAACUCAUCGUAAAACCAGGAAUGGAUCAAAGUGCUACGCAAUGGGUGUCAUAUUAUUUCCAUCCCUGCAGUUCUAUGAACCAAUACACACUGGUUAUUCACUGCAAUACUGCAUGGCUAAUAUACCAGCAUCAGCGGUUUGCAGCACCAGGGUCACUGUCCCAUGUUGGUUUCAUGUCCAUUGUGUCUGCAGAUGGUUCUGCUGACGAAUCUGGGUAAAAUACGCUGGUAAUAUAAUAAUGUCCAGAACUGUCUUUUUCAAACUGUUUUGUGAAAGUGUAUGUGGCAUGUUAAUUUGAAUGUGUUGCACAUGUUAGUGAAGCACCUGGACCCAGAUCAAAACUGGAGUAAAAACAACACAGAAACCAAUUCUGUGCAUUCGAGGUGCGGUUCAUUGUUGUAAAAGUUACAGAAAAAGUAUAAUUUUUCUACUAUUUAAU
Acipenser ruthenus (sterlet) is the source of this 3730-nucleotide messenger RNA. RefSeq names its product vasopressin V1b receptor-like. Gene Ontology annotation, molecular function: peptide binding; vasopressin receptor activity. Gene Ontology annotation, cellular component: membrane. The record is from RefSeq and is a predicted model, not a curated record. Lineage: Eukaryota; Metazoa; Chordata; Actinopteri; Acipenseriformes; Acipenseridae. The coding region runs from base 358 to 1677 and encodes 439 amino acids. Gene Ontology annotation, biological process: positive regulation of vasoconstriction; G protein-coupled receptor signaling pathway; regulation of systemic arterial blood pressure by vasopressin. The transcript is spliced from 2 exons.